AUGGAUCCAUCCGACGACGAACGGCCGAAGCGCACGGCGCGCGCCUGCGAUUCAUGCUAUAAACGCAAGAUCAAAUGUGACGCCGCCGCGCCGCAGUGCAACUGGUGUAGCCACCAUAACCUCCCCUGUACUUUUGAACGUGCUAUACAGCGGAAACGAAAGACGGAAGAUCACAGAAAUCGGCAAAAAGCCUCGCGGCUAUCAGAGCGUAUCAGCCGCAUUGAGCAACUACUGGCGGAGAACCUGGUGCAGAAACCAGGACCUACCCCACCAGAUCUCUCCCAGAUCAUCAUUGGCAACUCAACGCCCAGUAGCCCACGCAGCACGGUCAGCAGAAACUUACCCCCACCGUCGUCGUCUGUGGGCGUUCAUUUUGCUGGUCGAGAAUUAGGUGUCGUCAGUCUCCUCACCGGCGUUCCAUUCUUUCUCCCCGAGGGGCAGGAUUGGAUCCAGGCUCGCACCGGACAGACCAUAUCGCGCGACACGCUCAGUCCUGUGCAUGUACCAUGGGGAAAAGAGCGCGGCGAGGGCUCCAAAAACAUUUUGAUCGAUCUGACAAGUCAGGAUUUGUUCGACCUUCCGGACUGGCGGAUCGUACAGGUGUAUUUUGUGGCCUACAAGAAUUCCACUUUAAUGCAGCGGCUCUUCCCAGUCAUAGACGUCGAUUUGUUCGAGGAGACCAUACGUGCAGCUUACGAGCAGCCACACUCAAGCUCCGGACAAAUCAGUGCCCGAGCGUGUGUAAUUGCCUUUCUCGCCUUUGUUUCCCGCCUCCCCCCGGUCAGGGCGCAGGUCGAGAAUGCAGUAUCCUUUGCUUCAGUGGACCAUGAGGCUCUCGCUAGCAAGGUCCAAUUGUUGGUGGCGCAGAUUAUGCAAGAGCCCGCUACUCUGGACGGCUUACAGGCAGUCACUAUGCUGACGCUUCAUGAGCUCACCUCCGGAAACUUGCGAGCUAUCGAUUACUUUGGAUCAAUCGCCGGACGCCAACUCUUCAUGCUGGGUGCAAAUGUGACCUAUGAUCGAACCACCCCCGUCAGCGAGCGGAGUCAGAAGCGCCAGAAACAACUGCGCAAUCUCUUUUGGAUCUGCUAUACGCUCGAUAAAGAUAAGGCCCUUCGCACAGGGCAACCGCCUGUCAUUUCGGACGAUAAUUGUGACUUAACCUUGCCAGAAGGGUAUACGGAUCGGGCAUACACGGACCCGGAGAAAGACGGCAAUUCCUCGACGGAGCCGGUGUUUCCCUUUGAUUUACGCUUGAGUAUGAUCAAGUCCCGGGCCCACACCCACUUAUACUCCGUGAGCGCUCUCAAAAAGUCUGACGCAGAUCUCUUGAAGUCCAUUCGGGAGUUGGACGAUGAGUUAGAGGAGUGGCGGCUCUCGAUCCCGCUGCAGUGGCGCCCGACCAUGUCGUUUUCGCAAGAGGCUUCCGAUCCCAAUAUGAGCAUGCAUUCGGUCAUGUUGCGUCUCAAUUAUUAUCUGUGCAUGAGCAUCAUUCACCAGGCGAGCAGUCGGUGCAAGGCGUGGAUGCAGGGCAGCGGAAUGAUGGAUGGGGUGAGCUCGAGUCUCGCGCUUUCGGUGGAAGCCAGCCGGUCCACUCUCUGUUACUUGGGGGCCGCAGAACAUGUACUGGUGAGGGAAAUCUUCUGGACGCUCUUAUUCUACCCGAUGUCCGCACUCCUGAACAUCUUCUGUAGCAUUCUCCAAAACCCAUUGGAUCCACGCUCGCGCGACGAUCUGGAUAUCUUGAAAAUGGCUACCGCCAUGAUUGGCCGUAUCUUCUCGCGGCAAUCGCGCGAGAAUGAGUUCGAGAACUUCGAGCUGGUGGCGGACUUUGUCGCGGAGCUGAAGCGACUGGCCGAGUGCGCCAUUGAUAAGGCCUGGCGCGAGCAGAGCGCGGUUUCUCAGAUACCGCAAUGA
Penicillium canariense is the source of this 1917-nucleotide messenger RNA. Its product is annotated as putative C6 transcription factor. The transcript is spliced from 6 exons. Gene Ontology annotation, biological process: DNA-templated transcription; regulation of DNA-templated transcription. Bases 1 to 1917 code for a protein of 638 amino acids. The record is from RefSeq and is a predicted model, not a curated record. NCBI's taxonomy places the organism in Eukaryota, Fungi, Ascomycota, Eurotiomycetes, Eurotiales, Aspergillaceae. Gene Ontology annotation, molecular function: DNA-binding transcription factor activity, RNA polymerase II-specific; DNA binding; zinc ion binding.